Molecule: messenger RNA, 4744 nt
Organism: Ascoidea rubescens DSM 1968
Lineage: Eukaryota; Fungi; Ascomycota; Saccharomycetes; Ascoideales; Ascoideaceae
Product: arrestin C-terminal domain-containing protein
Exons: 1
Coding region: 307-4623 (1438 amino acids)
Source: RefSeq, a predicted model, not a curated record
CUCAACUGUAGCAUAGACUGUAGCAGCCAGAGCACUGCAAUCACUUAAGUUAUUGUUUUCUGCUGUUCUAUAGAAUGCUGUUUGGCAGUCUUCUAUUCUUUUUCCAUCCAGCUCUCUGCGUAUUACUUUUCAUCAAUCAACCACUGCGUCGCUCACAGAUUGCCUAAUUUAAUCUUUGUUCAAUAAACCACUAAUUUCUGUGUUUUCUCACUUUUAUAUAAUACUGCUCUUGAUCUGCUUUCUUUUUUUUACUACAUUUUUAUUGGUAAUACACUCAACACAGCAUCCAUCCACCUUUGCUCUGAAAUGUCUUUUCAUUUUAUUUCGUCCUUUUUAUCAGGCAGUCAAAAUAAAUCUUUGCCAAAUAACAAUAAAAACAACUCCAAUAAUGGCACUAAUCCUAAUAGUAAUAACAACUUUAAAAGAAAAACUAAAAAACCAUUUCCCCAAUCAAAUCUAAACUUCUCGCUAGAUUCUACUGACUUGAACAAUUCCAAUUUUUUCAAUAUUUCAAAUGUCUCAAAUACUGAUUUAAAUUCUCCCUCAAAUUCAUUGAACCGGAAAUUUUUCAAAACUCGUUCUCAAUCUCACUCUUCUCAGCUGAAACCUCAUCUCCAUGAUUCCUCUCUAAGAAGAGUAUCAACCAUAUCCGCCACUACUUCAAAUCCUCACCAUCUCCAUUCUUCAUCAAAACACCAUCCCAACAAAGAUAAAUCAAAAUCAUACUAUUCAAAUAAUGCCCUAAAUAAUGACCAACUAAACACCUAUAAUUCUACAAAAGUCUCCUUUCAAGAAGAUUUGCCUCUUCCUAAAAAUUUAAAUUUAAAUUUAAAUUACACCACUGGCAAUAAUAAAAAUAACAACAACACCAUCACCAUUGAUGAAAACAACAAUAAUAACUAUACUCGCAAAAAGAAAAAUUUAAAUCGAAACCUCUACAAAAGUUUCAAAGAUAACGAAUUAACCAAUUUGGAAAAACUAACUAGCAAUCUAAAUUCAAUCGAUUCCCUAAAAAAAAUUCUUAAAUCAAAAUUCGGUUUCAAUCUAUCUAAUAAAAAUGCAAUACAUAACCUUUACGACAUCUCUAUAAACGAUAAUAUUACAUCAAAUAACAAAUCCAUAAGAAAACAAAGAAGACAUUCAUCUGUCCUCUUUAACUUAUCAAACUCAAAUAAAGCCAUCGAAUAUACUGAUUCGGACUCAAAUUCUUUAAAAAGAACCCUCAGCAAUACCUCUCAAAAAUCUUUCAAAGAAAAUUUGAAAAAUUCUUUAAAACUACUAUCCCCAACCACUUCUCAUUCUGAUCAAAUCUCAAUCUCUUCUCCAAUCUCAAAUCUAGACUACAAUAACUUGGUAACAACAAUCAGCGUUCCAAUGGCUUCAAACAUCACCGUAACCUCAAAUUCAAACAACAAUAAAGUUUAUGAGAAAAAUCACGAAUACUUAGCUAAAAAAUUAAUCUUAAAUAACCAAAAUAACCAAAAUAGCCAAAAUAGCCAAAAUAUCGCUUUCGACACAUACGGAAACCUACUAGAUAACUCGAAUUUAAAGAUAUCUGUACUCAACUCUAAUGACAAAGUCUACAUUAGUUCAAAUGCUGGUUUAAUAAAUCUUUCCUCUGUAGCAAAUAAUCUUCACAACUUUUUAAAUGAUGACGAUGACGAAAAUGCCUAUGAAAAUAGAAGCAGAAAUAACAAUAACAAUGACAAUGACAAUAACAAUGACAAUGACAAUAACAAUGACAAUAACAAUAACAAUAACAGUCUAUCAAAUGCAACAACAAAUUUAACCUCAAAUCAAAACUCAAAUUCAACCGCUACUAUGACCACAGAUACGUCAAACCAUGCUUUACAUACCUUUGCUGUUGUAGUCUCAAUUCCAAAAAUUCCCCGAAACGAUUAUUCAGACGAUAACGAUAACUAUGAUGACUCAAAUUUAGAUUCCGAUACUGACACUGAUAUACUAAGUGAAGCUAUGGACUCAGAUUCCACAAGAAAUGAUAUCCAAAAUAAUAAAAAUAAAACUACAAAAUCUUACCAAAACCGAAACAACUUAUCUCCCCUUUUACAACCUUCCAAUGCUUCUGACACAUCAAAACUAAAAAAAAUGCCCACUUUAGACUCAGUUCUGGCUCCAAGAUCUUCUCGUUCCUCAUACAAAACUAAUAAUUCAUACCAAGAAUACUUGACCAAGACAAAUAUUAAUCUAGAAAACUUCAACUUUUCUUUAAACCUGAUAUGUGACAUUAAAUGGCAUAAAGGUUCUCCUGUUGAAUUUACAAAUAGUAUAAAUCACAAUUACUAUAAAGAACUUUACGACUCUUCUUUAAAUUUUAAUGAAAAAUUUCUAAUUGGUUCUGAAUCAUGGAAUAUAAAUCUCUUGAAGGAUUUUAACUACUUUAUUCCUGCAGAUUCUCUGUCUUUUUUGGCAUUUACAUCCGAUAGCAAUUCGGGCUCUUUUGAUAUUCUUAGUGAUGCAGACGAUUAUGAUAACGAUCAAUUAUUAACAAACUCAACUACGCCGCUUAAUUCAAACAAAUUUAGAAAAAUAGUUUGUGGAAAAAAUAAAGAAUUCGACUUGAAAAAAUUUUCUUUAUUUACAAUGGAUGAAAUUAAUAAAAAUGACUAUUACUUGAAAAAAAGAAUGACAGAAAAACUUAAACUCAAUCAAAAAGAUUUUCCAGAAUUUAAAAAAAAUACUUUAAAUAAGGAGUUUUCAAACGAUUCUUCAAAUAACAAUUCAGAUAGCGAACCAUUGGAUUGUUCUUCUCCAAAUACCCCAAAUCAAGCUUUGAAAAGAGAAUUCACCUAUCCUCCAGGAGAUUAUGUGUUUAUUUUUCCUGUCAUCUUUCAAUCAUUUUUACCAGAAUCAGUUGUAUCGCCAAGAGGAACUUUAACUUAUCAAUUUGAUUUGAAUUUAAAAAAGUAUUCAUUAGAAAAAGUUAAUCCUUUAUUUAAUAAAUUUUCUUUCAUAAAAAAUAUUACAAAUAAGUUGGGAAAUAAUGAUAAUAAUGAGAAUUCAAAGCAAAAUCCAAAUAGUUUGAAUGAUUCUAAUCUUGAAAAUUACAAAAAUAUUCAAAUUUUCGAAGAAAAUAUGAAUAAGUGCUUUAAUUUGCCCUUGAUUAGACUACCACCCAAAACAUCUAUCUCCACUAUAAACAAGCCUAUAUAUGUUAAUAGAGUGUGGAACAAUUCAUUAUCCUAUGAAAUUUCAUUUCCUCAAAAAUAUGUUCCUUUGAAUUCAGAGAUUCCAAUUCGAAUUAAAUUGAUACCAUUGAUAAAGCAUAUCACUGUCAAAAGAAUAAAAAUUAACAUAAUAGAAAAAAUAACAUAUACCUCUAAAGAUCUAAAAUACGAAUAUGAUGAAGGUGUUGCUAACGUUCAAGACAAUAAUAUUAAAGAAAAAAUUGUUGCGUUGACUGAAAUUAGAACGAGAACAAAAGGAAGCAAAGCAAUACGAGAAGAAAUUGUCAAGUCAACAUGCAAUGAAAAUCUUUUGACAUAUUGUUUUGACAAAAAUCAAAAGCAAGGUUGCGACAUAAACAGCAAGGAUGGCGAUGUUUUAAUCAGCUCUCCAAUUAUUCUUGAAACGCCGUUACUUUUCAAAAGUGCAGAGCACAAGCCUAAUGUCUCAAAAUCAAUUGAUUCAAAUGGUAAAUACUAUAAAACAAGGAUUAAAAGUGGUGGUCAUGAAUUCAAAAUCUCAACUUUAACUGAUGGGAAGGACGCAAAAUCUUCAAAUGAUUUUCUAGCUGAACAAACAAGAUUAUAUCCUGAUAGCUCAAAUUUGAGUUUUAUAAACACUAGUCACAGAAUUCAAAUUUCUUUUAGAAUUUCAAAGAAAAAUAAUCCACUAGAAGAGAAAUAUCAUCAUUUUGAAGUUAUGAUCGACACUCCUAUAAUUUUGCUUUCAAGUUUGUGUAAGCCAGAGAAUACUACAUUACCUCCUUAUAUUGAAAAUCCUGAAGAUGAAAAUAUGACUUUAACUAACAGCAACACUUAUAAUGAUGUUGAUUCGAUUUUUGAUGAUGACCAAUUACCAACUUUUGAAGAGGCUCUUCAACAACCGGAGUACACACUUGAAAGAAUGGAGACAAAUUAUGGGAGUCCAACUUUUUCUCCUUCUUUCUCUUCAAACUUGGCAUCGCCUAUUAGAGGUGGUAAUUUGCCUCAGUUUUCUUCAUUGAGUUCUUCUCAGGUAAUUGGCAACAUCGAUGAAAAUGGAAAUACAAACUCUCUUGUUUUGAAUUCAUUUAUUGGUGAAGAUCAGCUUAGUAUACCCAGAAUUGGUCCACUAAGUAUUAGCAAUGCCCUUUCUCCAAUUAUAUCAAAACUGGAAAUUUCCUCCCCAGUUUCCGAUUUACUUGAAACAAAUUUUGUUUCUUCAAGCAGUAAUGGUAUUUACAACAAUUUUAUUGAUUUUCGAAAUAUGCCCUUGCACCCACCACGAUAUAGUGAUAUUGACAAGUCAAUUGGAAGAGUAUUGAGCAUUCAAGAUAAAGCAGAUUUUUCUUUAUUAGAAGACGAUGAAGAAGAAAAAAAAAAAAUGGAAUUAGAUUUAAUUAACCAGUUUCGAUACCCUCACACUAAAUUUUCAAAUCAAAUAAAUUCCAAAAACAACUGAAAGGACCUACUCUUAGAGAUAUUUUUUUUAUUUUUUAUUUAUUUUAAUUUUCUUAAUGCAAAUAUAUUGCUAGUUUUAAUGUAAUUUUGAGUUUUUAAUGUAAUUUUGUUUCUUUCCUGAU